CCGGGCGAGCUGUGAGGCCGGGGCGGCAGCGGCGCGAUAUGAGGUGGUGGUGAUUGGUGGGGGCCACGCGGGGACGGAGGCGGCGGCGGCGGCCGCUCGCGGUGGGGCCCGCACGCUGCUGCUCACGCACAGGAUCGGCACCGUCGGUACCGCCGGGGCGCGGGGAGGGACCGAGGGGCGGUGGCGGCGAAUCGCAGCGUGUUCCAACCCCCCUGCUAUGGACAGGGACACCUCCCACAGCCCAGGCUGCCCAAGGCCCCAUCCAACUUGGCCUUGAACACCUCCAGGGAUGGGGCAGCCACAACUUCCCUGGGCAACCUGUGCCUCACCGCCGUCGGCGUGAAGAGUUUAUUCUAAUAUCUAAUCUAAAUCUUUCCUCCUCCAAUUUAUAGCCAUUCUCCCCCGUUCUUUCCCCUUUCCAAUCUAAAGCCACUCCUCCUUGUCGUGUCACUCCAUGCCCUUGUAAAAAGUCCCUCCCCAGCUAUGCUGGCUCUCAUAUGCUGGCUGUGAAAUACUAGAAACCGCCAACUCAGUGUUGCAAAUCUGCCAGAAACGGAGGUGGGGUGCGAGGGAGAGAGCAGGAAUUUCGGGAAGCGUUACACUGGAAUAGCCAACAGCAUUAUUUGUCUUAAAAAAAAAACCAAACAACCAUUUUCUUUUUUUCUUGUACCAUUGGAGAAACAAAGUUGACUCUGCUCAGAAAAUUUUGGCACAAAAAUACAAACCAAGGCAGACACACCUCAAGCAAAGUUGUAUCUGAAGUGCAGAUGUAUUAAAGAGAGUCACUUAAGCAUCCACAGCUUCCCUGGGCAACCUGUGUCAGUGUCUCACCCCCUCAUCAUGAAGAAUUUCUUCCUAAUGUCUAAUCUAAAUCUUCCCCCUUCCAAUUUAAAGCCAUUCCUCCUCAUCCUAUCACUGCGUGCCCUUGGUGGAUGUCAUGCAGUCUGAAUUGUUUUAAACAAAUCUUGAAAUUUAAUCUCAAGUAUUAAUGAUACUUUAAUGAAGACUUUGCUAUGGUUAAAUGUACUGAAGGUGAGACAGCCUUGGAAGCAGAAUCACAGAAGGGCUGAGGUUGAAGGGACCUCUGGAGGUGAUUCUUGUCCAACCCCCUGUUCAAGUAGGGGCAACAGAAGCCAGUUGCCUAGGACUGUGCCCAAGUGGCUUCUGAAUAUCCCCCUGGAGACUCCACAGCCUCCCAGGGGAACCUGUGCCCUAAAUCUUCCCCCUCCCAAGUUAAAGCUAUUCCCCUUCAUCCUGUCACUUCUCCCCUGCACUCCCCUGGUUGCCUUCAUAGAAUCAGAAUGGUUUGGGUUGGAGGGGACCUUCAAGAUCAUCCAGUUCCAACCACCCUGUGGUGGGCAGGGACACCUCUCAAAACAAGCUCUGUGCUCCAGGUGAAUGGUGUCCCUGUGUCCUUUUCCUAGGGGAGAUGUCCUGCAACCCCUCCUUCGGUGGCAUCGGGAAGGGGCACCUCAUGAGAGAGGUGGAUGCACUGGAUGGACUGUGUGGCCGUGUGUGCGACCGCUCCGGCGUGCACUACAAGGUGCUGAACCGCAGCAAGGGCCCAGCUGUGUGGGGGCUCCGCGCCCAGAUCGACCGGCAGCGCUACAAGGAGAAUAUGCAGAAAGAAAUCCUUAACACACCACUGUUGACAGUUCGUGAGGCAUCUGUGGAGGAUCUUCUCUUGACAGAGCCAGAACCAGAUCGUCCUGGGAAGUGCCAAGUCACGGGAGUCGUUCUGGGAGAUGGGAGCACAGUACACGCUGGUAGUGUCAUCCUGACCACUGGGACGUUUCUGAGGGGGAUGAUAUUUCUCGGACUGGAGACGCACCCAGCUGGGCGACUAGGAGACCAGCCAGCCAUUGGGCUGGCACAGACUCUGGAGAAACUGGGAUUUGCUGUGGGCAGGCUGAAGACUGGGACACCACCCCGACUUGCCAAAGAUACAGUUGACUUCAGUGGUCUGGAAGAACGUGCAGCUGACAAUCCUCCAGUGCCAUUCAGCUUCCUCAGCGAGGCUGUGUGGAUCAAGCCAGAAGAUCAGCUGUCGUGUUACCUGACUCGCACUACCUUGAAAGCCCAGCAAAUUAUCCGUGAUAACCUCCACCUGAACAACCAUAUAAAGGAGACAACACGGGGCCCACGGUACUGUCCCUCUCUUGAGUCAAAGGUUCUGCGCUUCCCAAACCGAGAACAUCAGGUGUGGCUGGAGCCUGAAGGCUUGGAGUCCAAUGUCAUUUACCCCCAAGGCAUGUCAAUGACGCUGCCACCUGAGCUCCAGGAGCAGGUGAUCAAAUCCAUCCCAGGCUUGGAAAAAGCUAAGAUAUUACAGCCAGGCUAUGGGGUGCAAUAUGAUUUUUUAGAUCCCCGCCAACUGACGGCUUCUCUCGAGUCUCGUCUUGUUCAGCGCCUCUUCUUUGCAGGCCAGGUAAAUGGCACUACAGGCUAUGAGGAAGCUGCAGCUCAGGGCGUGAUUGCUGGGAUCAAUGCUUGUCUACGGGUUCAUGGCAAGCCCUCUUUCAUUGUCAGCCGCACUGAAGGCUACAUUGGUGUCCUGAUUGAUGACCUGACCACUCUGGGCACCAGUGAGCCAUACCGGAUGUUCACCAGUCGUGUGGAGUUCCGCAUGUCCCUCCGACCUGACAAUGCUGAUGCUAGGCUCACCCACAGAGGUUUUCAGGAAGCUGGGUGUGUGUCACAGCAGCGGUACGAACAAGCAGUUAAGAUGAGGGCUGCUUUAGAGGAUGGAAUUGCAACACUAAAAUCCCUUCAGUUCAGCCUAUCCAAAUGGUCUCAGUUAAUACCAGAAGUUCCCAUCAGUAGCAGUCGAAGAUCGCCUGUCAGUGCCUUUGACAUCCUUCGAUAUCCAGAGGCCAACAUGGAGCUUCUGGCAAGGUCUUUCCCAGAGCCCCUGGGAAAGCUUGCUCAAUGGAAAGAACUGGCAGAGAGAUUGAAAAUAGAAGCUGCUUACGAGUGGUGUGUACUCAAUCAACAGCAGGAAAUAGAAGAAGUGCGUCGUGAUGAAGCCCUUCAAUUGCCAGAGGAUCUAGAUUACUUUGCCAUUGAUGCAUCACUCUCAGCAGAGGUGCGGGAGAAACUGGACUCUAAUCGUCCCCAGACGAUUGGUGCACUCAGCCGCAUCCCUGGAAUUACACCAGCUGCUAUUGUUAACUUGCUAAGAUUUGUGAAAACCAAUCACCAGAAGAAGGAGGAGCUAAAAGCUUUACCUCUGACUCGCCAGUAUUUACCAGGGAAGGUGUACACAGGGAAAACAACUUCCCAAAGACAGAUUUCAGCAGAGCUUUCUGAAGAGGAGCCGGAGAACACCUUUGUUAAAACACCUUUGUAGAGAAGUGUACCCCUCCUGCCAGAGCACAUGGCAAGAUUGCCUGGGCUCACAAGCCUCUUCACAGAAAACUGAUGCUCACUGAAUUCAAAAUGGUUCUAGGUGUGUCCUGUGGCUGUGUCUUCGAGUAGAACAAAAAUGACAAAUGCGAAACCUUAAGCAAAUGCUGAGGAACCUGAGUACAGCCUGUGGUGUUGCCAGUCCAAAUGAAAAGACAGGGGAAUUGCUUUUAAAAUUGCAUUCAUUUGGAAGAUGUCAGAUAUUCAAAAUCUGUUCCAAAGAACCUUUGAAAGGACAGUGUUUUGUUCUUGUGAAGUGAGUACAAAAUGUUACCUAGCUGAACCCAUGGCAGCGCAGAAGGAUUUGAGCUGGAAAGUGUGCUCCGUUGACUUUAGUCCUUGUUUGUAGCUGUGCGGUGACUAUGCACAGUCUGGUAUUUUAAUGUGAUGUCAACCAAUAGGAGACGCUUGGUUAUGAACAUGUGUGCCAUAUGAAUAUUUAUACUUAUGUAGGAGACCUGUCAAAUGUAAAUACUGUAUCCUGGGCUUUUUUUGUCUGCUGUAAAAUAAAGCUUGCCUUGA
This is a messenger RNA of Cuculus canorus (common cuckoo), 3927 nucleotides long. RefSeq names its product mitochondrial tRNA translation optimization 1 (gene MTO1). NCBI's taxonomy places the organism in Eukaryota, Metazoa, Chordata, Aves, Cuculiformes, Cuculidae. The transcript is spliced from 12 exons. Gene Ontology annotation, biological process: tRNA wobble uridine modification; tRNA methylation. Gene Ontology annotation, cellular component: cytosol. The record is from RefSeq and is a predicted model, not a curated record. Gene Ontology annotation, molecular function: flavin adenine dinucleotide binding. The coding region runs from base 1430 to 3349 and encodes 639 amino acids.